AUGGUUAUUUUUAAUUUCUUUCUUUUAGAGUUUGUGUGUUUUAAUAACCAUUCCUUCGUUCGACACUUCUUUUUUAUCACAUCUAAUCAAUAUUGUCUUCUCUUCUACCUUUUUUGCUUGCUGUUCUUACUCCUUUAUAGCAUCUUUCUUUCCUUUUCUUUCAGCUUUUCGUUUUUCUUGUUUUUUUGUCACUUCUCUUCCCAUUAUAUUUCAGUGUGUUGGUUCCCGCCCACCAACACAUUCUCUUUGCUUAAAUCUUAUUUAUUUAUUUUUAAUCUCCUAUCAUUUAUCACUUACACUUUUUCUCGCCUCUCCUAUUUCCCCUACCUUUCUUUUUGCGUUUUCUCUUUCCUUCUGUUUUUUAUCCUCUUUUCCCCUUCAUUUAUUUAUUCAUUCCUUCUUCUUCUUCUUCUGCUUCUUCUUCUUCUUCUUCUUCUUUCUAUUGCAUUAAUUUAUUCCCUUUUUCUUUUUUUUUUCUACUUUUCUUUCACCUUACUUUAUAUUUUAUUCUUAUCUUUUAUUCCCCAUUUUGUUUAUUUCUAUGAAAUUCUUUAUUCCUUUUCUCUCGUAUUUAUUCAUUUUUCUUCUUUGAAUUUAAUUUCUUUCUUAUUGCUUCUUCUUUCUUUUCAAAUCAAAAUGAUAACUCACGCUUUCUUUUCCGUUUGCUUCUCUUAA
This is a messenger RNA of Acanthosepion pharaonis, 675 nucleotides long. Lineage: Eukaryota; Metazoa; Mollusca; Cephalopoda; Sepiida; Sepiidae. The record is from the annotation of a GenBank genome assembly.